CGAGCGCUCGCUGACUACUCGGCAAUAAUAACAAUAACAACAAAAAAAGAGAGUCAUGACUAGUUAGAUUUCUAUUCAACUGGGUCGUCGUUAUCUAGUUAUACUGUCGGUGUAUCAGAUAACUAAGUAGGAGCCAGGUAUCGCACCGUCAAUUUUUACACAAGGAAUCAUUAGAUUGACCAAAAUGCAGACCAAAAUGCUUGGACAUGUUGGCCUUGCAUUGCUUGUGUUGAUGAGCUGCAACUUAUGUUCUGCAUUCAGAGCAUCUCUUCAACAUGAAGACAUAACAUUUUGGAUGGAAAGCGGCCGUGACAAUUUGCAGCGAAUCUUGUCGUUAAAAAACAUUGAAAAGCGUGCGAAAAAUGUGAUCAUCUUCAUCGGUGAUGGUAUGGGAAUGUCCACCAUCACAUCCGGAAGGAUAUUCACAGGACAGAUGAAGGGUAACGCCGGAGAGGAAUACAAACUCACGUUCGAGCAAUUUCCCAGCACUGGAUUUUCCAAGACAUACAAUGUAGACCGACAGGUACCAGACUCGGCCGGUACUGCCACAGCGAUAUUCACGGGUGUAAAAGCUCAAUACAGGAUGUUGGGUCUGGAUGGGAAGGUCAAGCACAAUACGUGCGACAAAUUUCUCGUAGACAAUAGCCAUCUGACUUCGAUCGCCAGCUACAUGCAGGAGAGUGACAUGGACACCGGUUUCGUAACAACGACACGAGUCACACACGCAACUCCUGGUGGAUUAUACGCACAUUCACCUAAUCGCGACUGGGAGUGCGACACUGAAGUACCGCCCAACUAUCGCGACUGUAUCAAGGACAUUGCUAGGCAACUUGUCGAGGAGUCACCCGGCAAUAAAUUCAAGGUAAUAAUGGGUGGAGGUGCCAGUUCCUUAGGUUUGCACUCAAACUAUUCAGACAGUGAAGCUUGCAACCGUUCCGAUGGCCGAAAGCUCUACGAUGAUUGGCUGUCGUUGGAAACUGGUUCAAAACUCGUAACCACUGUCGACGAUCUCAUGGCUGUUGAUAUUAACAAUACCUCCAAACUGAUGGGUCUAUUCGCUGAUAGCCAUUUGCCUUAUGCUGCUGUCAAGCCAAAAUACAUACCUAGUCUCGCGAACAUGACGCUACAGGCAAUCAAAAUGCUAAAAAAAAGCGACAAGGGCUUCUUUCUCAUGGUGGAAGGUGGCAAGAUCGACAUUGCCCAUCACGCCAACUACGCUCAGCUGGCGCUACGCGAAUUGGCCGAGCUGGAUGACGCGGUGACGACGGCUAUGGAGAACGUGAAUAUCGACGAAACACUGAUCAUCGUCACGGCCGACCAUUCACACGCGUUCACGAUGAACGGUUACCCGUUAAGAGGAGCAGACAUUCUUGGCUUGACAACUGUCGCGGGUGCAACUCAACAAUUCGAAACUCUCAGUUACGCCAAUGGACCUGGCUACUAUUAUCACAGGAUCAAUAAUACUAACGAGCAGGACAAGCUCUGGAGAGAUCUGGAGAACGACCCUAACAGAAAGGAUCCUUUCUAUAGGCACUGGGCUGGAAGGUACACCAAGGACGAAACGCACGGUGGCGAGGAUGUUGGAGUGUUCGCUAUUGGACCCUACUCUCACCUGUUCCGCAGUACUUUCGAACAAAACUAUAUAGCCCACGUGAUAGCCUACGCAUUGUGUCUGAAAGGCUGGCCGUCGCAUUGCGACGCGGAACGCUAUCACUACGACAUCGUCAACAGUAAUAACUCUGCAAUGGCAACAGCGACUAUUUUCCCAGGCCUUGUAUUUAUGCUCAUUGGACUGGCGACUUACCUUGUCUAGUACGGAAAUUGUUCUUACAAUUUUACGCGGAUCUACUUAGAGAGAACAGCUUCUUGAACUGAACGAAAGUGGAAUAGUACAUUAAGGCUGGUGUAAUACCGAAAUGACGCAUGAAAAGGUGUGUGAGUGUGUUCGUGAAGACUGAUCAAUCAACUACUUUUCAAUAGUCUAUUGGAUAUUUGAUCCCAUUCCGGUAAAUGCUCUUAAAGAAAACAGAUACGUGACUUGCAGUAUUCACAAGUUAUCCGUUACAAUUAACGCUGCAACCUUGCUACUUACAUUACUCUUGAGAUUGUUGAUUGUUAGGUAAUAAUUGACUCAACGAAUCCAAGUGCUGUGAGUUACUGAUCCAUGCGUCGAAACAUUCAUCUUGUUAUCUGUAGUAUCGUGUACAUAUUUAGAAUUAGUGUGAAUAAUACAAUUUAAUCCACAAAUAUUAGUUUAUUUUAAAAUACGUAUUUAUUUUCCAGCAAAGAUUUCAGACCCCCAUUGUAACUAUUGCAACAGUGAACUCUCUUAUUCCCGCAACAAAAUAUUUUACAAUUGUUAAAGAAAUACUAGUCUAACUAAAAUUAUAAAAUAGUGUAAAAACUGCAAAUGUCUAUUAAAAUGAAUCGUUAUUUUUGUACACUUUUCUCCACUUAUCUGUCAAAGAACCUCGACACUCGCAAACGUUAUAUGUCUUGUCACGGUAAGAUAUUUGUUUCCUUUUGAGUUUUUGAUCGAAUGAUUAACUUUUCAGCAUCAACUGUAAUCUGGAUUUAUCGAAAACAC
Messenger RNA from Phymastichus coffea, 2587 nucleotides. Its product is annotated as alkaline phosphatase 4-like. The transcript is spliced from 8 exons. The record is from RefSeq and is a predicted model, not a curated record. Lineage: Eukaryota; Metazoa; Arthropoda; Insecta; Hymenoptera; Eulophidae. Gene Ontology annotation, molecular function: alkaline phosphatase activity. The coding region runs from base 185 to 1813 and encodes 542 amino acids. Gene Ontology annotation, biological process: dephosphorylation.